This is a messenger RNA of Daphnia pulex (common water flea), 1363 nucleotides long. It is a transcript of the gene Nup35, whose product is annotated as nucleoporin NUP35-like. The record is from RefSeq and is a predicted model, not a curated record. Lineage: Eukaryota; Metazoa; Arthropoda; Branchiopoda; Diplostraca; Daphniidae. Bases 133 to 1050 code for a protein of 305 amino acids. Gene Ontology annotation, cellular component: nuclear membrane; nuclear pore central transport channel; nuclear pore nuclear basket. The transcript has 7 exons. Gene Ontology annotation, molecular function: phospholipid binding; single-stranded DNA binding; structural constituent of nuclear pore. Gene Ontology annotation, biological process: NLS-bearing protein import into nucleus; nuclear pore organization; regulation of DNA-templated transcription.
AAUCCAAUUUGCAUCCUGGUUUGCAGAAUGUCUUAAUUGCUGUUUGGCAACACCCAACUCUCAAACGUCAGUACUCAGAAGAUUGUUUAAAAUUUUAUCGAACGUUUUUUUUCGUAAAGAGCUUCUAAUAAAAUGGAACCCAUGGCCUUAGGUUCUCCCACAAGUCCAUCGUCAGGUACGGGAGUAUAUCCGAAUGUCCAGCAAAGUGGAGCACAAUAUCUGCCUGGUUAUUUAAUGGGUGACAUUACGAGCCAGGGUGGUGGUCGGCCUUUCCAAACUAGCCCUAUGAAAAUGAUGAAGGGGCCCUCAACGUCAGGUUAUCUAUCUGUUUCCCCUCCUUCAGCAUCAGUCCAGACUCCAAAGGCCAACAGGUUAAUUGGAAAAACUGACAAACCUGGAGGCCCACCUGUACAGCGUCUAUUUUCAGCUACAGGCCCAUCAACCCCUUCCACCCCUUCUGAUUAUCAUCACCUUCCCUCAACCCCCCAUGCAAAUUAUAGCGUAAAUUCUCAAGUUGACCAAUCAGACACAUUUGAAGAUUCUGAUUCUGGUACAUGGGUCACAGUUUUUGGUUUCCCACCCACUGCUGCUUCCUAUGUUUUGACACAAACAGCCAUGUGGGGACAUAUUUUAGAGCAUCAUAUUCCUUCACAGGGAAACUGGAUGCAUUUGAAGUUUGCCAGCCGCUUACAAGCUAGAAAAGCCCUAGCCAGGAAUGGCAGACUUUUGACUGACACUCUCAUAAUUGGUGUAGUUCCCUGUACUGAUGGGUCCAUUAUGGAGGAAAAUAGAAAGGAAAACAUGCCAGGUAUGAGCACUCCAGCCAUGAGAAUCACUUCAACUCCACAACCAGCAAUCUGGGAUCGAAGCAGUUCGUUUGCCUUGGGAACCAGUGGAACUCCCUCUGCUUUGGAUCGUAGCAAUCUUAGACCACUGACUCAGACUUACAAAGGAGCACAAGCUGAUUAUGAGGUUAACCAACAACGAACGACAGCGCAGCCCAACUCGAGUUUGGUUUCCAAAGCAAUGGAUUUUGUCUUUGGCUGGUAAAAUGUUCAAUGUAUUUAAGGAUAAGGGAUUGACAGGAUGCACCCUGUUGUUUUAACGAGUCUGUAUUCCGAUGGAUCAGUUGAUUAAAGAGUAAUUUGUGAAGAGACUUUGUCGAUGGAAGGAACAAAACAAGAAAUGAGUGUAAUUGAUUGGGGUCGAAACAAUUUACUUCGGGUCAUCCAGUGUGGCGCGCGCCAAGUCCGUCAGCCGUGGAUAUUUUACCUAAUAAAACGAAAUAAAACUAGUAGAAAUCUUCAAUGACAUGGAAAGAUGUUUAAUCUGCUGCAUCACAAUAAAAGACUGUCCAAUUCAA